CCUGUUUGAAUACUUGCGACCAUCUUCGUAAAUACUAUUUUUCGGCCGCAUCGCUCGAACGAGCAGAAUCAGCGACACGUGAGAAACGACUCGUAAACGCGAGAGACGAUCUCGAUAUUGUUUCGUCGGCCAGAGACUAUCACGGCUAGAAAAUCACGGUAAACGCGCGUAGACAGAAGGUACGGUGAUUAGGUAAUGCCGCGCGUCGCUGGUUCACGCCCGGACGGUAGAAAGCUAGUUAAGCUAGUCGGAAAUCGGCGAGAGUGGAGCGGAGUAGAUAAAUAACAAGUGGUGGUAGAUUCUGCUUUUCGUCUCUCUUCGUCGUACAGCUGUUUCUCCUCUUGCACAGCUUCACCUCACUAGACGUAUAUAUCUUUUCUUUGCAGCACGUUUGUAAGCACAGUGAAAGUCGGCAGAGAGCGUGAAACCUGUUGCUAAAUAGGUAUGUAUGUACACUAUGUUUAUGAACGCUAUAAUCUGCACUCUGCACUAGAUAGAUGGGUCGACCAAAGGGUGGCGUAGAAUUAAUUUAGAUUUAACGCGCCACGGGACUGAAUGGGAACCAAUUUCUCCGAAAUCUUUUUAACGCCGAUCCGCGGUUCGAUAAUAAUUAUUAUUACGUGUACUCGCGACCUACUGUUUAGACGGCGAUGGCACAGCUGAAGGUAGCGAUAAUCGGGCAGAGUCCCUUCGCAGCCGAGGUGUACAAGCUGCUGAAACAGAAUGGUCACCGGAUCACGGGCGUGUUCACCAUCCCCGACAACGGGAAUCGGGAGGAUCCUCUGGCCGCGACUGCGAGAGCCGACGACACCCCGGUGUUCAAACUGAAAACCUGGAGGAGCAAGGGAAAGGCCUUACCGGAGGUCCUCGAGUUGUACAAGAAGAUCGAGGUCGACUUGAACGUGCUUCCGUUCUGCAGCCAGUUCAUCCCGAUGGAGGUGAUCAACCAUCCUCGUCACCGGAGCAUAUGCUAUCAUCCGUCUCUGCUUCCCAGGCACCGUGGAGCCAGCGCCAUAAACUGGACACUGAUAGAAGGAGACGACACCGCGGGGUUCUCCAUCUUUUGGGCAGACGACGGCCUCGACACCGGGCCGAUCUUGCUCCAGAGAUCGUGCAAAGUCGAGCCGAACGACACCGUAGACUCGUUGUACAAUAACUUCCUGUAUCCCGAAGGCAUCAAAGCCAUCGCCGAGGCCGUGGACCUCGUGGCUAAGGGUACGGCGCCCGUGAUUCCUCAACCCGCGGAGGGAGCCAGUUACGACCCGAUGCUGAACAAGAAGGAUCUCCAGAAGAUAGAUUGGUCGAAGCCCGCGAAGAAGGUUCACGAUUUCAUUCGCGGCCUCGACAGCACGCCGGGAGCCUGGACCGUGAUCGACGGCGAGGAAGUCCGUCUCUUCGGGUCCAGUUUAUGGAACGACACGAAGAUACCGGAUCACGAGACUCGAGUGACCGUGGCCGAAAGAGCGGGCAUCGUCCACGAGGGCGGAUUGUUGAUCAACGCCAGUGACGACCGUUUCGUCAACGUGGAGAGAAUAAAGAUCGGUACCAGGACCAUCCCCGCCAGCAAGUACGGGCAGAAGAUCGAAGAGACCGCGGUGGACUUCACCGAGGAGGAGCGGGAAUCCGUGGAAACGUUGAGACGCAUUUGGACGGAUAUCUUGAACGUGGACGUCGAAGACGACACGGACUUCUUCGCUUGCGGAGCGGGAAGCAUGGACGUCGUCAGACUGGUGGAAGAGGUGAAGGACAAUCUGGGCGUGAGCUUGCAGAACAUCGACGUCUUCAUGGCUCCCUCGUUUCUUCGAUUCGCCGGCACGGUCGUGCUGACGGCCAGAGGCGUCUCCGCGGCGAAAGACGUUAAAUACGACGCCGUGGAGAUACGGGCGAACAACAGGAGCCUCAAGUUCCCGAGGCAACUUUUUAUAAACGGAGAGUUCGUGAACGGCCGGGCGAAGCCCAUAGACACGAUCAACCCUGCCGACGAGACCGUCAUCUGUUCGGUCGAGAGCGGCUCCGUGGAAGACGUGGACAGGGCGGUGAAGGCCGCCAAGAGAGCCUUCGAGGAAGGAGAAUGGAGCAAGAUCAGCGCCAGGGAACGCGGCGCUCUUCUCUUCAAAUUGGCAGACUUGAUGGAAGAGCACAAGGAAGAGCUGGCCACGUUAGAGAGCUUGGACUCCGGCGCGGUGUACACUCUGGCUCUGAAGACGCACAUAGGGAUGUCGAUAGAGACUUGGAGAUAUUUCGCGGGCUGGUGCGACAAGAUCCAAGGCUCCACGAUACCGAUAACCCACGCCAGGCCGAAUCGCAAUCUGACGUUCACCAGGAAGGAACCGAUCGGCGUCUGCGGUCUCGUCACACCUUGGAACUAUCCACUGAUGAUGCUCUCGUGGAAAAUGGCAGCUUGCUUGGCAGCGGGAAACACGGUGGUAAUGAAGCCGGCACAGACCUCUCCGUUGACGGCGUUGAAGUUCGCGGAGUUGACCGCGAGAGCCGGUUUCCCGCCCGGAGUGGUGAACAUAGUACCCGGGAACGGCAGUGUGACCGGUAACGCGAUAUGCGAACAUCCUCUGAUCAGGAAGCUGGGAUUUACCGGAUCCACGUUCACCGGGAAGUCGAUAAUGAGGUCCUGCGCGGACAGCAACUUGAAGAAAGUCUCGCUGGAACUGGGUGGCAAGAGUCCUCUUGUCAUCUUCGAGGACGCCGACCUUCAGCAGGCGGUGAAAAUCGGGAUGAGCAGCGUGUUCUUCAACAAGGGCGAGAACUGCAUAGCCGCUGGCCGAUUGUUCGUCGAGCAAAGGAUUCACGACGAAUUCGUGAGGAGAGUCGUGGAGGAGGUCAAGAAGAUCUCCAUAGGAGACCCGUUGGACAGGAGAACCGUGCACGGACCGCAGAAUCAUAGAGCGCAUCUGGAGAAGCUCCUGGAGUUCGUGCAGCGCGGGGUCGACGAGGGGGCCACGUUGGUGUACGGUGGAAAGAGAGUGGACCGUCCGGGCUGGUACUUCCAGCCCACGGUCUUCGCGGACGUGAAGGACGACAUGUACAUAGCGAAAGAGGAAUCCUUCGGUCCGAUCAUGGUGAUCUCCAAGUUCGACUCGAGAGACAUGGACGAGGUGAUCGCCAGGGCGAACGACACGGAGUACGGACUCGCUUCGGGCGUCCUCACCAAGGACAUCGGCAAGGCUCUUCGAUUCUCGGAGAAAAUCGAAGCUGGAACCGUGUUCGUCAACACUUACAACAAGACGGACGUGGCCGCGCCUUUCGGUGGCUUCAAAAUGUCCGGCUUCGGCAAAGACUUGGGACAGGAGGCUCUGAACGAGUACCUCAAGACGAAGACCGUCACCAUAGAAUAUUAAUUGUAUUCUCGUCUAUUUUCGUUUCAUCGUCGCUUUCAUUUCAUCGUUUCUCAAAUGUUCUAUUUAUAAAAAUAUAUUUUUCCGAUACAUUAUUUUGCAACGUUUCAUUCGGUAGUCGACUCUCGCU
Ceratina calcarata is the source of this 3480-nucleotide messenger RNA. Its product is annotated as cytosolic 10-formyltetrahydrofolate dehydrogenase. The record is from RefSeq and is a predicted model, not a curated record. NCBI's taxonomy places the organism in Eukaryota, Metazoa, Arthropoda, Insecta, Hymenoptera, Apidae. Gene Ontology annotation, biological process: 10-formyltetrahydrofolate catabolic process; one-carbon metabolic process; biosynthetic process. The coding region runs from base 651 to 3353 and encodes 900 amino acids. Gene Ontology annotation, molecular function: oxidoreductase activity, acting on the aldehyde or oxo group of donors, NAD or NADP as acceptor; formyltetrahydrofolate dehydrogenase activity. The transcript is spliced from 5 exons. Gene Ontology annotation, cellular component: cytoplasm.